Neopsephotus bourkii (Bourke's parrot) is the source of this 721-nucleotide messenger RNA. Its product is annotated as alpha-internexin-like. The record is from RefSeq and is a predicted model, not a curated record. The coding region runs from base 283 to 666 and encodes 127 amino acids. The transcript has 3 exons. NCBI's taxonomy places the organism in Eukaryota, Metazoa, Chordata, Aves, Psittaciformes, Psittacidae. Gene Ontology annotation, cellular component: intermediate filament; cytoplasm; postsynaptic intermediate filament cytoskeleton. Gene Ontology annotation, biological process: neurofilament bundle assembly. Gene Ontology annotation, molecular function: structural constituent of postsynaptic intermediate filament cytoskeleton.
AUUGGGGGGCGGGGCUACAGCCAUGACCUUGACCUUAAACUUGACCUUGACCCCCCCCGACCCCUCGCCGCUGUCCAUGGUGCUGCAGCCUCUGCCCGGGGCCGGGGGGAGCCCCGGCGGGGGCUGCGGGCGGGGGGGGCAGGCUCCUACCGGCCCCCCCCAUUGGUACCGGGAGGAGGCUGCGAACCGGAUCCGGUUGGCCCGGGAUUGGCUGCGGGUCCGUGACGCGGCCCCGUUUCCCCGGGGGUGGAACCGUUCCGGCGCCGCCGCAGAAGCGCCGGGAUGAGCGCGGCCGAGGGCUGCCCCCGGUACCGGCGGGGGGGCGGCGGGGAGGCGGUGCUGAGAGCCCGGGAGGAGGCCGCCGGUUACCGGAGGCUGCUGCGGGCCCGCGCUGCCGAGGUGGAAGCGCUGCGCGGGGCCGUGGGGGCGCUGCACCGGCGGCUGGAGGGGCUGCGGGACCGGCGCAGCGGGGAGGUGGCCAAGUACCAGGAGCGGGUGGCGGAGCUGGAGCGGGAGAUCAGCGAGGCGGAGGCGGAGAUGCUCCGGUGCCUGCGGGAGUACCCGGCGCUGCUGCGGCUGCGGAUGGCGCUGGAGGCGGAGAUCGCCGCGUACCGGGAGAUGCUGGAGGGGGAAGAGCUGCGCCUGGGGGGGCUGGGGCCGCCGUGACCGGAGCCCGGGCCCCCGACCCCGCACUUGGGCACCUCGGGGUCCCCCGAGCCCC